AUGGCCACUUCCAAGGUGUACAGAAGAGUCUUCAACAGGACAGCUGCCAACGAUACAGACGUCCUAGUCACGGACGACUUCAUCCGCGACAACUUUACCGAUGUCUUCGGUCAGCUACUCGCAGACGAGUCUGUGAUAUCACUGCUCACUUAUAAAGAGCUGGCAGAGUGGUUCUGGAAAAGAACGACCAACACGUAUAGUUUUACCACUUUCGCCAUCGCCGACGGCGCCUUUGUACCCAGAUCCGACGAAAACGAGAAAUGGUUCUCCAACCACGUACGCUUCCUUACGCUGAUCACGCCCAAGGAGAACCCGAAUGAAAACGAGGCACCACCUAAUGUCUUUGUCGUUGGGUCUCUCCCAACUGAUGGGUCUGGUGGAUUCCUACAGGUCGCCAGUUGGAACGGUCAAGUGAUGCGCUACUAUGCUGUUGAAAAUCUGAAUGGCGAAGAUGAAGGUCCUCGCGUGUGGACUUAUCAAGGCGAUUCUUGGGGUGCUUUCGCCGACGGCCCAGGCACUGAGGAGACGGAGCCAUGGUACCAUUGGUACACGGGCUCGGAUCCUACAUUUGCCAACUGCCUUAAGAAGGAACAAAUCAAUCUUUACAAGGGCAUCCGCUUCCUGACGGGAGACAAUCACAGUGUGCUGACGGGUGCAAGCGUCCGCAGCGGCGAGCAGUUGGAGCCAGUGAUCAAGGCCAUAGUCUCCGACUGGUACACCAAUCGUGUGCACAGUGACUUUUACGAGCCCGCCGCCGGCGGCGAUGAGCACCGGCUACGAGCCAGCCCCGUCAACACUAGACGUUGGAUGGCGCACCUGCUGCUGACGACCACGAUCAACGUCGUCGCCGCGCUGUCUGACAACGAAGGCUCGUCGUCCGCCGCAGGCCAAGACGAUGUUACAACAUAUACUGUGGACUGGAACCACUUCUUCAACAGCGAGAUGCUGUCCAUGCUCAGCUCAGGUCUCAUUCCAAGUCAAGCAAAUGGAGGACCCCCCAAGUUUGACGUCGGCAAGGGCACCAACUAUGAUCUUGCCAAGGAGAAGCUUCAACUGGCGCUUGUUUGUGAAGAUGUAGAGGGCAAUGAACUGAGCAAGUUCGAGCUACCGAGAGGCACUCUCGGAGGCGGCAAGCAGACCAGGGCAUAUGACACAGUGAACUUUGUCGAGGCUUUGUCUGGGAGUGAGGGCAUGCCUUUCGUCAUUUUGCAACCAUCGUACGAGGAUUCCAUCGGGGUGCUCCGUAUGCAGAAAGUCAAGACGUCACCCGUCGGACUUCUCUCAGCCAAGGCAUUCCGGUCCGUCGUGAUGCUCGACUACUGGAACCCGGUGUUUUCCUGGCGCCGCGGCGUGCUCAUGCAGUACGUCCCCCCGAGCACUUCGCUGUUGGGCACUCAGUACGAUCUCGAGGACAAGUGGGUGGCUGCCAUUCGGCAGUCCCGCCCCUUUACGGAUGGCGAUGUUGACAGUCCCGAGUACCAGUUCAUUCAGUUAUAUGACAACGACAAUGGCACCAAGAAUCAGUAUGAAAAGCGGCUGAACCGCUACAUUAGCAAGGUGCGAGAGAAGAUGAAGACGGCUGACGGCAUCUACGAGUAUCUGCAGCUCGCGGAGGCCCGCCGCAGGAUAUAUCGACCGUUGCCCCUCGACGAGUUCGGCGUGCAGCUGCCGUAUGCGCGCGCUAUGCCUGGCGACUGGGGCUUCAUUGAAAUGAGGGAAGAUGGGAUCACUGCUGCAAUCCCGCCUCGAGGGAAGCAGUUCCUGCUCAGCUGGACGUUCUCUCUUGCGGGCUAUGACCCGCAUCUCAUUCCGGCGACGCCAUCAGCGCCAACAUCAGAUAUCGAGGCCUCGCACGUUGAUAACAUCCUAACAGAUGUACGAAUGGCAAACGGCGUGUCUCGAUGUCCAGUGAUAAGCGCACGCGCCGCGAAGGCAGUAACAGGCAACGAGACUACCAACGGGGCGUCUACUGCACCGCCAUAUCCCACCUGGAACGACGACAUUCGCGCACUCUUUGUCACACCAAAGUGGGUGUCUGAUCCAGGAAGUGUCGGCUUAUACUGGAGGAGUAUGAUGCUGGAGUACAGCCCUCUUAAAGGCCAGCCCCUCCAUCUUGACCUGUUCUCGAAGCAGUCGGUGGAGGAGAGUGCUGUCACUAUCUAUCAGCAUCUCCGUUCGAAGUCAAUGCCCAUCACGCAAGAUCCCACCGAGUAUUGGCCUGACUGGGCGCUUGAGACAUUCCGAUUGUGGGCAAACCAAGGCUACCGUACCACAACUUCUGACCCGAUUGUUCCAAUAGAGGUCAUCGCCUCUGACGACUCCCCGUUCACGAUGCGGGUUCGCAAGGAUAUCCUGUCUCUCAGUGACACAGAGCUCCAGACGUACCGUGAGAAACUCGACACCGUCCUCCGUGUGGGCGAGCUGUAUGAAGCGGAUGGGAAGACGCCAUCCAAAUGGCAGGAACUGGGGCUUCUUCAUGCCGAGUGGUGCUUGCACUACCAGGAAGCAACCUUCCUCUGGCACCGGGCCUUUCUUCGUUACGUCGAGGAGCUGAUCGACUUUCCAAUCCCAUACUGGAACGGCUUCGCCGCCGAUACCAGCGAGCGUGAGUCGCCGUACGCCGGCAUCCCACAGAUCUUCCUUGACGACGAGUACACCAACUCCGAGGGCGAAGUUCGCAAGAAUCCGUUGCGCUGGGCACUCGCCUACAACGGCAAGAGCAAGGGCGGCGGGGCUUAUGUGCAGCGGGCUCCGGAGCUCGUAGAAGGUCGCGGCACCGAGCCGUGGAAGAAGAAGGUUGACCUCUUCAAAACCUAUCACCAGCAGAUUGCGUUUGCGCUUUCGAAGAAGCUGUACAGCCUGCCGCAAUACUGGAAGAAGAGUCCGAUGCCGUGGGCAAACAUCCCAGUCUUCACUGAUCACAUGGAAGACUGGAGAUAUCCUACUUUUGCCAAGGAAAUGUACUUUGAUGGGUUAUUCGAGCAAGCUCAUGAUAACUACCAUGGCUGGGUCGGCCCUGAUAUGGCCGACAACACCUACACCGCGUUCGACCCCAUCUUCUUGAGCUACCACUGCAACAUGGACCGCAUCGUCGAGCGCUACCUGCGUGCGCAGGCCAGCACGCAGCCGACGCUGACGUUCAACUUCCCACUCCGUCCUUUCGUGCAAAACGCGCGAGCACUAGCGUACGCAGACCCGCGCGAGUACAUCUACACCACCAUUGGCGACAUGCAGAAGGAUGUGCGCGCCCUCAACUACCUCUUCGCUCCACCUGUCCUGCGCGACUUUGUGACGCUACCGCCAGCCGUCAGCAAACUAGAACCCAAGGGUGGUGUAGCCGUUCCAAUCGUGCCAUCAGAAGUAACCGCUGCAACUACCGCCAACAACGCUGGCGCCGCGGAGACCGCAGACACCGUCACAGAGGCCAUAAACGAUCAACAGCCCUACGUCAUCUUUGCGGGCGUCACUUGCACACGCGACAGCUACGAAAUCGACGUCUUUGUCCGUGGCGCGCGUGACAAGCGCCCGGACCCGAUUCUCAACGCCGACUACAUCGGCCGCAUCACUCGCCUCGGCAUGGGCAGUGGCCGCGACCCAACACGCCCAAUCCGCAACGCCUCUCGGUGUGUGAAACCUGCUGUUACACGAGUCUUACGUGCUGAUGGAGCGGUUUCGGGCUUGCUACGGGAGAAGGGCGUUGAUCAAGUUGUAAGGGACUUGACGACGGGGUUGGAGGUUGCUGAGAGUGAGUGGAAAGAGUGGCCGGGUUUCGUUGGGCGGCUGGUCUGGGGAUGA
This is a messenger RNA of Colletotrichum truncatum, 3795 nucleotides long. RefSeq lists its product as uncharacterized. The record is from RefSeq and is a predicted model, not a curated record. NCBI's taxonomy places the organism in Eukaryota, Fungi, Ascomycota, Sordariomycetes, Glomerellales, Glomerellaceae. Gene Ontology annotation, molecular function: oxidoreductase activity.